This is a messenger RNA of Hydatigera taeniaeformis, 312 nucleotides long. Lineage: Eukaryota; Metazoa; Platyhelminthes; Cestoda; Cyclophyllidea; Taeniidae. The record is from the annotation of a GenBank genome assembly.
AUGUCUGGCCUUGGAAAGGGAGGAAAGGGUCUGGGAAAAGGUGGAGCCAAGCGCCAUAGAAAGGUGCUGCGUGACAACAUCCAAGGCAUUACAAAGCCAGCGAUUCGACGUUUGGCACGUCGUGGUGGUGUUAAACGCAUCUCUGGACUUAUCUACGAGGAGACACGCGUUGUGCUUAAGGUGUUUCUCGAGGAUGUUAUCCGAGACGCAGUUGCAUACACUGAACACGCAAGACGCAAGACGGUCACUGCUUUGGAUGUCGUCUACGCCCUCAAACGCCAUGGUCGUACCAUCUACGGAUUUGGUGGUUAG